CAAAAUUCAAGCAAGGUGGAAUUGAUGAAAUUGGGAAUUUGGAGCAGAGCGCCACCUGCUCUUUGCUCCGGACAAGAACCCAAGUGAAUUAUGUAUGACACGAUCAGUGACUCAAUCCAACGAUAUGCCUUCCAAUUCGUGGAGCAGACGUUGCGCAGAACGUCGGCGCCAGUAAAAUUGGUAUCUCGAGUGGGCGGCGAGGAGCAAGUGCUAUGCGAUGGAAGGUUGGCGGAGCAUCUUGACGACGGAGUGACGAUUUAUAUCAAUGACAAUAAGCUGUGGACGAGGUUACUCUCCGAUUUCGACCUGGGGUUCGCAGAGGCGUACAUGCUCCAAGAAGUGGACUGCGACAACCUCAGCAAAUUAUAUAUUCAAAAUCCCAGUGCCCUGGACGCAGGCAGUUUCCUGCUGCAAUGGGUCCCGCGGGUGACUCGGUGGUGGCGACCGGUGAACAACAUCGACAAUGCGAGACUACACAUUGCGUCCCACUAUGAUACAUCGAAUACGUUAUUUUCGAACUUUCUAUCCCCGGAUAUGAACUAUUCAUGCGCUCACUGGUCAGCCGAUCCCGAUGAAACUCUCGAAGUCGCCCAGAGGAGAAAGGUGCAUCAUCUCAUCAAGAAGGCGCGGAUCGAAUCAGGUCACCACCUGUUGGAUAUAGGCUGCGGAUGGGGAGAUCUGAUAAUCACAGCUGCGCGAGAAAUAGGAUGCAAAGCGACAGGCUUGACCUUGUCCGAGGAGCAGAAAGCUCUGGCUGACGAACGGAUAAAACAGGCAGGAUUGGAAGGUCAGGUCCGCGUGCUUCUGUGCGACUACCGCCAGGCCCCUUGCCCGGACAACGGAUAUGACCAGAUUAUCUCGGUUGGGAUGUUUGAGCACGUUGGACCUCAGUAUAUGGAUCAGUACUUUGAAACGAUCAGCCGCCUACUGAAGAAAGAUGGCGGAGUGGUGGUCAUCGACGGUAUAACGAAAAUAAGCACGUUUUACAAGGCAAACCCGCUCGUGGGAGAUUACAUCGACAAAUACGUCUUUCCCGGUGGGUACCUACCUACGCCGAGUGUCCUGCUGGAAGCAAUGAACCGUGGCAGCAACGGCACGCUGGAAGUCUCGUCGGUGAUCAAUACGGGCCCUCACUACGGGAAGACACUACUCGCGUGGAAGGACAACUUCGUUCAAGACUGGGAUGCCAUUCGCAAGGACUUCUGCGACAAACACCCCGGGGCGGGCACGGCGGAUGUUGAAGCCUAUCGCAGGCGUUGGCUGUACUAUUUUCUUUACUGUGAGGCGGGAUUCCGUAGGCGCAUCCUGGGAAACUAUAUGAUCUGUGCUGUGCGUGUUCCCGAGCCUGUUAUCAUGUACAAUGACCUUUCAUGUGAGUGGUAGAAGUGGUUACGGGGGUCUGAUACUAGUAUGGGAUUUAUCCCCUGAUAGG
Messenger RNA from Aspergillus campestris IBT 28561, 1432 nucleotides. RefSeq names its product 2-heptaprenyl-1,4-naphthoquinone methyltransferase. The record is from RefSeq and is a predicted model, not a curated record. Gene Ontology annotation, biological process: lipid biosynthetic process. Lineage: Eukaryota; Fungi; Ascomycota; Eurotiomycetes; Eurotiales; Aspergillaceae. The coding region runs from base 91 to 1383 and encodes 430 amino acids. The transcript has 4 exons.